AUGUCUUAUUGCAUUUCGGCAACAAGAGUUCUUCUUAGAAGAACUUAUUCAACUUCAAGUCAAGCCGUGAAUACAAAAUUAUUUAUUAAUGGCCAAUUUAUGGAUUCCAACUCAAAGAAAUGGAUAGAUCUUCAUAAUCCAGCAAAUAAUGAACUGGUAACCAAAGUUCCAGAAUCAACUAAAGAAGAAAUGGAAUCUGCUGUCGAAUCAGCUUUAAAAGCAUUUUCAACAUGGUCUAAGACUUCUGUUUUAACAAGACAACAAAUAAUGUUUAAAUAUCAAAGCAUUAUCAAAGAUAAUAUUAAAAAAUUAGCAGAAAAUAUAGUAUUAGAACAGGGCAAAACGAUGGUUGAUGCUGAAGGGGAUGUGUUGCGAGGCCUUCAGGUUGUUGAACAUGCUUGCAGCAUUACCUCUCUUCAAAUGGGAGAGAGUCUUUCAGGCAUUUCAAAAGACAUGGAUAUUCAUUCAUAUAGAUUGCCAUUAGGAGUAGUUGCAGGAAUAGCACCAUUUAAUUUUCCAGCCAUGAUACCUUUGUGGAUGUUUCCAGUUGCUAUUGUAUGUGGCAAUACUUAUGUAAUGAAGCCUUCAGAAAGAGAUCCUGGUGCUUGCAUGCUUUUGAUUGAAAUGCUUCAGGAAGCAGGUUGUCCACCUGGAGUAGUUAAUGUAAUUCAUGGAGCCCAUGAUGCAGUAAAUUUUAUUUGUGAUCAUCCAAAAAUUAAAGCAGUAUCUUUUGUAGGAUCUACAACAGCUGGGCAAUAUAUUUACGAAAGGUCUGUGAAAAGCGGAAAACGAGUUCAGUGUAAUAUGGGAGCAAAAAAUCAUGGUGUUGUUAUGGUAGAUGCAAAUAAAGAGCACACAUUGAACCAGUUAGUAGGUGCAGCUUUCGGAGCAGCUGGUCAAAGAUGCAUGGCUCUUAGCACUGCUGUAUUUGUAGGAGAAGCACAAAAAUGGUUGCCAGAUUUGGUUGAGAGAGCUAAAGCAUUAAAAGUUAAUGCUGGCAAUUUUUAUAAUUUCUUAGGACACAUACCUGGAACUGACUUAGGUCCAGUAAUUACCCCUCAAAGUCAAAAAAGAAUUCAUGAUUUAAUUCAGUCUGGUAUUGAUGAAGGUGCCAAAUGCGUUUUAGAUGGUAGAAACAUUAAAGUCCAUGGCUUUGAAACUGGAAAUUUUGUCGGACCUACUAUUUUGACAGAUGUAAAGCCUUCAAUGAAAUGUUACAAGGAAGAAAUUUUCGGGCCUGUUCUUGUGGUUCUUUCUGUUGAUACUUUAGACGAAGCAAUAUCUUUAAUUAACGAUAACCCUUACGGAAAUGGAACUGCUAUUUUUACAACGAACGGUGCAACUGCAAGAAAAUUUACUCAAGAAAUAGACGUUGGACAAGUCGGUGUUAAUGUUCCAAUUCCGGUACCUUUACCAAUGUUUUCUUUUACCGGUAGUCGCGACAGUUUCAGAGGAGAUUUACAUUUCUACGGAAAACAGGGGAUAAAUUUUUAUACCCAAACAAAGACUGUGAUUCAAUUAUGGCGACAAUCAGAUGCUACUGAUGCUAAAGCUGCUGUAGCCAUGCCUGUUAUGCAAUAA
This is a messenger RNA of Pediculus humanus corporis (human body louse), 1581 nucleotides long. Its product is annotated as methylmalonate-semialdehyde dehydrogenase, putative. Gene Ontology annotation, molecular function: malonate-semialdehyde dehydrogenase (acetylating, [NAD(P)+]) activity; methylmalonate-semialdehyde dehydrogenase (acylating, NAD+) activity. Gene Ontology annotation, cellular component: mitochondrion. NCBI's taxonomy places the organism in Eukaryota, Metazoa, Arthropoda, Insecta, Psocodea, Pediculidae. Bases 1 to 1581 code for a protein of 526 amino acids. The transcript is spliced from 8 exons. The record is from RefSeq and is a predicted model, not a curated record. Gene Ontology annotation, biological process: L-valine catabolic process; thymine catabolic process.